Messenger RNA from Aspergillus aculeatus ATCC 16872, 1872 nucleotides. RefSeq lists its product as uncharacterized. NCBI's taxonomy places the organism in Eukaryota, Fungi, Ascomycota, Eurotiomycetes, Eurotiales, Aspergillaceae. Gene Ontology annotation, molecular function: transmembrane transporter activity. The record is from RefSeq and is a predicted model, not a curated record. Gene Ontology annotation, biological process: transmembrane transport. The coding region runs from base 1 to 1872 and encodes 623 amino acids. The transcript is spliced from 3 exons.
AUGGCGGACGACAAGAUCACUAAUACCAUCCCGGACGGGAGACAGUCUCAGGGCGUCUCCCGCAUGGAGGCCGUCUACCGCGAAGCCAAGUCCCACCGAAAGUCGCUUUGGCUGAUCGGCAUCUCGGUCCUCGUGUGUGCGUGGGCAUAUUCACUGGAUUCUUCUACAACCUCGUACUACUCCGUCGAUGCCUCGUCCUAUUUCAAGCAGCACAGCUCAGUACUAUCGACCCUGUCCAUUGCAACCAGCAUCAUCAGCGCUGUGAGCAAGCCCUUCAUUGCGAAGAUCUCCGAUAUCACCUCACGCCCCUACACAUAUAUCUUAACCCUCUUCUUCUAUGUCAUUGGAUACAUCAUCGCCGCAACCUGCAAGACUGUUUCCGCAUACAUCGUCGGCGAGGUCUUCGUCGCAAUCGGCAGCUCGGGCUUGGACCUGACUAACGACAUCAUCGUGGCGGACCUGACCCCCUUGGAGUGGCGCGGGUUUGCCAGCUCGAUGCUCUCGACCCCGUUCAUCAUCAACACCUGGUUUGCUGGCAGGAUUGUAGAUGCUAUCGAUGGCCGAGGCCAGUGGCGAUGGGGCUACGGCAUGUUCGCCAUCAUCAUGCCUGUGGCACUGGGUCCAGCCGUGGCGACCCUAAUACAUCUUGAUCGUAAAGCCAAGAAGCACGGAAUCGUUAACAUUGCUUCCUCGAACACAGCACGGCGUGCUGCUCGAGACCUCGCUGCAGCUGAGGGCCACAGUGUACCCGGGGAAUGGGUCGUGGCGCCUGCUGCUUCAUCCACGCAAUCCUGGAUGAAUGCUUUCAAACACAACCUGGAAGAGAUCGACGCCUUCGGUCUGAUUCUUUUAGGGUUCGGAUGGUCGCUACUGCUUCUGCCAUUCUCUCUCAAGACCUACGCCGAUGGCGGCUGGCGCAACCAAUCCCUCAUCGCCAUGAUGAUAGUGGGUGGACUGCUAUUGAUCGCCUAUAUCAUCUAUGAAAUGAAGUGGGCGCGUGUCCCCAGCGCCCCUCGUCGACUCAUCUUCAACAAAACCUUCAUCAUGUCCAUCGUUAUCGAUAGUUUCUAUAUGCUUGCCGGAAACAUGCGCGGCCUCUACUGGAGCUCCUACGUCUACGUCUCAAAGCCGUGGUCCUACCAGAACUGGGUCUACUACAGCAACACCCUAACGCUAGCUCUCUGCAUCGCAGGCCCCCUGACCGGUCUCCUCCAACGCUGGACGCACCGCUACAAAACUAUCCAGAUCACGGGUCUGUGCAUCAAGAUCAUCGGCAUGGGCAUCCUGCUGGACGGCCACCGCGUGACCGCCAGCACCGCCGCGAUGAUCCUGUCCAUGAUCCUGAUCGGCUUCGGCGGGUCGAUGUCCGUCGUCGGGUCGCGCGUCGCCUCCCAGGCCUCGGUGCCGCACCAGGACGUCGCCCUCGCCAUCUCGCUCCUGUCCCUGUGGUCGAAGAUCGGCAGCGCCAUCGGCUCCGCCAUCGUGGCCGUCAUCUGGGCCGCGCAGAUGCCCCGCCAGCUGCGCGCGCACCUGCCCGCGACCGCUACGCAGUCCGACGUGCGCAAGCUGUUCGGCAGCCCCAAGUCCAUCCGCACGCUGUACGCGAUCGAUGACCCCAUGCGCGUCGGCGCCGUCGAGGCCUACCGCCGUACCCUGUACUACUGUCUGGCCCCCGCGCUGGCGCUGGCCUUCGUGCCGCUCGUCGCCGCCUGGUUCCAGACGGAUUUCUUCCUGGGUAAGGCGCAGAAUGCGGUCGUGCCGGUCGGCAAUGAUGAUCUGGCUCUGCGGGAGGAGGAGAGGAAGAGGGAAAAGGAAAGGGCUGAGGUCAAGGGGAAGCGGGAGGCUUUCUUGAGGUUUUGGGCGGGGAGGUAG